AUGGUAAAAAAGAGGAAUUGCUCAAAAAAACAUAAAGAUGGUAAAAAUGGGUUUAUAGAGAAUUAUAAUAGUAUUAUAAUGAAAAACGAAAAGAUGGAGAAUUAUUAUAGACAACAGGGUAUUGUUGAAGAUGAUGAUUGGGAGAUGUUUAUGGAGAGUAUUAAGCAAAGUUUACCGACAACAUUUAGAAUAACAGGAUCUAAAAAAAACGCUCAAUGUAUUAAGAAACAUCUUGAAGAUGAAUAUUUUCCUUUAUUUAAGGGACUUAAAUAUGAGGGUAAAGAGAUUGAACCUCCGAGUCUAAUAUCUUGGUAUCCAAAUCAACUUGUAUAUUCUCUUAAUACGCCGAAAACAGUUAUUCGUAAAAAUAAAGCUUUUAAAAAGUUUCAAGAUUGGUUAUUUUAUGAAACAGAAUCAGGUAAUAUUACUCGUCAAGAGGUAGUGUCUAUGAUUCCUCCACUUUUAUUAGAUGUAGAGCCAUACCAUAGUAUUAUAGAUUUAUGUGCUGCGCCAGGAUCAAAAACAGCACAAUUUUUAGAGGCUAUUCAUAAUAAGUUAUCGGAAACAGAUACUUGUGAAAUAUAUCCUAAAGGAUUUUUGAUUGCUAAUGAUGUUGAUUCCAAAAGGGCAUACAUGCUUGUUCAUCAAAUAAAGCGUUUUAAUUCUCCUUGUAUGAUUGUUACAAAUCAUGAUGCAUCUAAAUUACCAAAUUUUUAUGUAGAUGAUGGAAUUGAUAAUGAUUUGGAUCCAUCUAAGACUGCUAGGAGAUAUAUUUUAAAGUUUGAUCGUGUUCUUGCUGAUGUUCCUUGUACUGGAGAUGGUGCUAUUCGUAAAAAUCUUAAUAUAUGGAAAGAUUGGGAUAUACGACAAGCUUUUGGGUUACAUACGACUCAAGUGAAUAUAUUGAUUCGAGGUCUUCAAUUAUUAAAAGUUAAUGGAAGAUUGGUAUAUUCAACGUGUUCUUUAAAUCCUAUAGAAAAUGAGGCUGUGGUAUCAGCUGUUUUAAGAAUUUAUGGCAAUAGUAUAAGGCUUGUUGAUGUUUCAGAUAGGUUGCUAGAGCUUAAAAGGAAAAAUGGAAUGAAUACAUGGAAAGUAAUAGAUAGUAAUGGUGAAAUACUUGCGUUUGAUGAUCGUUUUUCUUUGGAUCAAAAAAAAAUGCCAAGAUCAUUAUGGCCUCCAAGUGAAGAAGAAAUAGAUAAGUUUUGUCUUGAUAGAUGUUUACGAAUAUAUCCUCAUCUUCAAAAUACUGGUGGUUUUUUUGUAGCUGUAUUUGAAAAGAUUGAAAAACUUAAUGAUAUGAGUCGUAAGCAUCAUGAAGAAGGUUUAAGGAAACAAUAUAAAAGAGAUCUGGAUGAUUCAGGAACUGAUAUUACGUUAGAAAAUGAUUUAUCUAAAAAAGUUAAGAAAGAUACUAGUUUUAUUAAUGAAACAUUGCAAUUCGAAAAUUCUUUAGGAAAUAAAGAUUUACAAAAUAAUACAAUAGCUAAUUUUUUAAAUUCUUCUGAGGUACAAAAUAAAGAUUCUAAAACUCUAAAAAAUUGUGAAUAUUUUAAAUUUCUUUCUGAAGAUUGUGAAGAAAUAAAAAAUAUUAAGGCUUUUUAUAAUAUUUCUAAUUCAUUUCCUUCUACUCAAUAUGUUGUACGCAAUAUUAAUGCAGUUCCUACACGUUUUAUCUAUUUUUUGUCAAAAAAAAUAAAGAAUAUUUUAUAUCAUAAUGAAGAUAGGAUAAAAUUUGUUCAUGGCGGUGUAAAAAUGUUUACUAAACAUGAAUUUCUUAAAAAUUCUUUUCCUGAAAAUAUCUGUAGAUGGAGAAUCCAAAAUGAGGGUGUUAGGCUGCUAUUUCCUUUUUUAGGUCCUGAAAGAGUUAUAUAUGCAAGUUUUAAUGAGCUUAAGAUAUUUUUGAAUCAUGAUUAUCCAAAAAUUGAUAUGUUUCCUGAGGGAAAGGUAAAAACAUCUUUAGAAAAAAUAUCUUUAGGUUGUAUAAUAAUGGUUGUUGAUUUGGAAAAUGAAGAAUCUGUUAAAGUAAAGCUUAAUGUAAUUCUUCCAAUAUGGAAAAGUAAUGUUUCUGCGAAUUUAAUGCUUUCAAAAAAAGAUAAAACGGUCCUAAUGAUGCGUGUGUAUGGUUCUUCCUAUCAUUUUAAAGAUCAUCUAAAAGAUGAUCUUUUGCUUAAUGCUUCUAAUAAUAUAGAAGCAUAA
Pneumocystis murina B123 is the source of this 2196-nucleotide messenger RNA. RefSeq lists its product as hypothetical. Gene Ontology annotation, biological process: tRNA methylation. The record is from RefSeq and is a predicted model, not a curated record. Gene Ontology annotation, cellular component: nucleus; cytoplasm. Bases 1 to 2196 code for a protein of 731 amino acids. NCBI's taxonomy places the organism in Eukaryota, Fungi, Ascomycota, Pneumocystomycetes, Pneumocystales, Pneumocystaceae. Gene Ontology annotation, molecular function: tRNA (cytidine-N5)-methyltransferase activity; tRNA binding. The transcript has 10 exons.